Molecule: messenger RNA, 2385 nt
Organism: Sinocyclocheilus rhinocerous
Lineage: Eukaryota; Metazoa; Chordata; Actinopteri; Cypriniformes; Cyprinidae
Product: ETS-related transcription factor Elf-2-like
Exons: 9
Coding region: 297-2132 (611 amino acids)
Biological process (GO): regulation of transcription by RNA polymerase II; cell differentiation
Cellular component (GO): nucleus
Molecular function (GO): DNA-binding transcription factor activity, RNA polymerase II-specific; sequence-specific DNA binding
Source: RefSeq, a predicted model, not a curated record
ACCCUCUAUGUCCUCUCUGCUCGAUCAUUGUAAGGGACUGAGUUGAUUUGGACCAGUGGUCUUGUGUUCGCGGCAGUCAGUGUAGUUCACUGUGUAUGUGAUGAUCAGGUGUGUUAGCGCCUAGCCGCUAACGGCCACAGUGUGACGGACUCUCACCCGCCACAGCCACCAAACUCUGAAUGUUUCUUAUGUCUGUGUAAACCAAACAAGCACAGAGUGUGGGUUUCAUUUGGAAAAUCAGCUUUUCAAGUCCUGGAGUUUGCCACAGGGGGUCAGCAGAGUGUGGGGUAUGAGUCAUGACGUCUGUGGUGCUUGUAGACAGUGGAGGAGCAGUGGUGGAGUAUGUCACAGCAGGGGACGACCAUUUAACGGAGGAGGGUGUGUAUGAGGUUGAGGGCGAGAUAGAGGGAGAGGUGGAGUACCCUGCGGUGAUCGUGGAGCCGGUGCCCGGUGCGCGGUUGGAGCAGGGCUUCGCUGCUCAGGUGCUGGUGUACGAUGAUGAGACCUACCUGAUGCAGGGAGUUGCUGAGGAGCAGGAGGUGGAGACUGAAGUGCUGGAGACAGUGGAAGCAUCAGUUCAUGGCUCUGUACAAUGCUCUGACAAAACCAUUGAGGCUGCUGAAGCUCUUCUACACAUGGACUCUCCCUCCAGCUUGCGUGGGGACCGGAGCCCAGAGGUAUUUGUGCCUCCAUGUGUCAACACUUCGGAGUUCCUGCAUGCUGCCAUGCGACCUGAUGUGCUGACAGAGACCGUGGUGGAGGUCAGCACAGAGGACUCGGAGCCCAUGGAGGUGGUUACGGUUUUUCAGGAGCCUGAGAUGCUGGAGAUGGAACCCACCAAAAGAAGAAAAUCUGGGCGGAAACCCAAACCCCAUCAUAUUUCAAACGGAUCUCCAGACCUGGGCAUCAAGAAGAAGUCUAGAGAAGGGAAAGGAAGUACAUACCUGUGGGAGUUCCUGUUGGACCUGCUGCAGGAUAAGAACACUUGUCCCAGAUACAUUAAGUGGACACAGAGGGAGAAGGGCAUCUUCAAACUGGUGGACUCCAAAGCUGUGUCAAAGCUCUGGGGCAAACACAAGAACAAACCAGACAUGAACUAUGAAACCAUGGGCAGAGCUCUCAGGUAUUACUAUCAGAGAGGCAUCUUGGCUAAAGUAGAGGGUCAGAGGUUGGUGUACCAGUUUAAGGAAAUGCCUAAAGACAUUGUUGUCAUCGAUGACGAUAAGUGUGACCCUGGUGAUGAUGUAAUCGGAGAGAAGACCUACGAGCGCGUUCCUCCCUCAUCUGACACUCUAUUGGCAACUGACCUCUCCAAAACCCCUGCUAUCUUGAGAGGGGGCGGAAGGACUGUGGUCCAUCCGGGUUCCCCAAAAGCUAAAGCUGCGCUCACUGCAACUCCUGUUCAGCGCAUUGUAACGGUCUCUGCGUCAGCUGAUCCAUCACAGCUGUCCCAUGCCACCAUUAUCCCCAAUGCACCCAGGACUGUGCGGGUUGCUAUGCAAGUGCCGGUCGUAAUGACAAACUCCUUGGGACAGAAGAUCUCCACUGUGGCCGUGCAGUCAGCGAACUCUUCACUCUUCACUACAGCGCCCACCAACACCGGCUCAGCAACCGGUGCAAACGCACCCAAAGUCCUAAUCCAGACCAUGCCAACAAUGGUUCCUGCCACGGCUGAGAACGGUGACAAGAUCACGGUCCAGCUCGCCAAGAUAAUCACCAUCCCAGCAGCCCAGCUUACACAGUGCCAGCUACAGGCCAAACCGGGCAUCAAUCUGAUGGGCGCCUCCCUUGCUCUCCGAGCCCUUGCGCCCAUGUCUGUGGCGCCGGGGGCGCAGGUGGUCAGAUUGGCAGUUCCAGCCCAGCAGAGUCCAGCUCAGGGGAAGACGCAGGUCCCCGUUUCAAUCCAGACGCAAACUCAAUUCCCAAUCUCCGUUCAGAUGGCAUCUACUCCGGCAUCAGUUCCAGUUCAGAUCCAGAUUCAACAGAGCCAGCUUUCUCCAAAAGCAAUAAGCGCAGAGUCGAAACCCGACAGCACUUCGGCAGAACAGCCUGAGCAGGACAAUCCCACACAGGAAGCAGCAGCAGUGGUGAUCGAGGAAGGUUCAAAUCCACAGACUGAAGCAGAGAGCUGAAGAGUGAUGCCUUUUGUCAGUCAUGAACAAUAAUAAAUGAACUUAUAUUCCCCAGAUACCAUUCAGUCACAUUCUGGGAGUACAAACUGGAGAUUUGUUGACUUGUACAGUUUCGGAGUUCAAUUGUGGUUUCAUUUUAUAUGUAAAAAAAAAAAAAAAUCAGGCAAAGACCACAAUUCUCACAUCAUGUGGAUUAAAUCUGGAUGUCCAUCAUUUCAAUUAUGAGUUAUUAAAGGGACCAAUGUAAAGGACA